This is a messenger RNA of Morchella sextelata, 249 nucleotides long. RefSeq lists its product as uncharacterized. NCBI's taxonomy places the organism in Eukaryota, Fungi, Ascomycota, Pezizomycetes, Pezizales, Morchellaceae. Bases 1 to 249 code for a protein of 82 amino acids. The transcript is spliced from 3 exons. The record is from RefSeq and is a predicted model, not a curated record.
AUGGGUGGCAGGUUGUCCACUAUCUUCUCCACCUGUCUUUUAUCGAAGUAUGUACAUAAGAUGCUCAAAAGGCUAAGUCCUCUAUCCCUUUCCUUAGGACAGACAUCGAAACAUGCCCCUAUCUUGUGGCCGCUGGAGAUGUGUUGGUUUCUUCGACUGAUCACUCUCUAUGGCCUCAACAAGAUGGGCGGUAGGUUGUCUCCGCCGUUCACUGGACCUUGUCUUUGGGUUUAUAAGACAUAUCACUGA